Onychostruthus taczanowskii (white-rumped snowfinch) is the source of this 9006-nucleotide messenger RNA. RefSeq names its product ubiquitin specific peptidase 33 (gene USP33). Gene Ontology annotation, molecular function: cysteine-type deubiquitinase activity; zinc ion binding. The record is from RefSeq and is a predicted model, not a curated record. Lineage: Eukaryota; Metazoa; Chordata; Aves; Passeriformes; Passeridae. The transcript is spliced from 24 exons. Gene Ontology annotation, biological process: protein deubiquitination. The coding region runs from base 272 to 3016 and encodes 914 amino acids.
CUUUGUGCGGGGCGCGUCCCGCGGCGGCGUCGCGGCAGCCGCGCCCGCCCGGCCGCGCGUGUGCGGGGCGGCACCGGCGGAGCUGCGGCCCGGGCGCGCCCAGCUCCGCCACGGCAGCCCCACUGUCCCCGCAGGCAAGGGCGAGACGCGGGGCUGGUCGCGGCCCGGCUGAGCUCCGGGGUCCGUGCGCGGCGCAUCCUCCCGGCCGCUCCGGUAAUUCCCUGGUGUUGAAAAUUGCAGCUACAUCAUCUCAGAAAAUACAGCUUCAGUGAUGUCGUCACCCAGCAGCAAUUGCCCACACCUGGAAUCAGUUGGUGAGAUAACAAAGGAGGAACUGAUACAGAAAUCUCAUGGCACUUGCCAGGACUGUAAAGUCAGAGGACCAAACCUUUGGGCAUGCUUAGAGAACAGGUGUACAUAUGUUGGCUGUGGUGAAUCCCAUGUUGAUCACAGUACCACCCAUUCCCAGGAGACAAAGCACUGUUUAACUGUCAACCUUACUACUCUCCGUGUUUGGUGUUAUGCCUGUAGUAAGGAAGUAUUCCUGGACAGAAAAUUAGGAUCUCAUUCUCCACUACCAAGCACAAGAUUGUCUCACCAAGCACAAGAAAACAGUGUGCAGGAUUUUAAAAUACCCAGUAAUCCCACACUGAAGAUUCCAUUAGCAGCUGUAUUUGAUGACUUAGAUAUAGAAGUGGAAGAAGAUGAAUUGAAGACCAGAGGUCUAACAGGAUUAAAAAAUAUUGGAAACACUUGUUACAUGAAUGCAGCUUUACAAGCUCUUUCCAACUGCCCACCUUUGACACACUUUUUUCUUGACUGCGGGGGCUUAGCCCGAACAGAUAAGAAACCUGCAAUUUGUAAAAGUUACCUCAAGCUGAUGACAGAACUCUGGCACAAAAGCAGGCCUGGAUCUGUUGUUCCUACUGGUUUAUUUCAAGGAAUUAAAACUGUUAAUCCAAUGUUUCGAGGCUACUCUCAACAGGAUGCACAAGAAUUUUUGCGUUGUCUAAUGGAUUUGCUUCAUGAGGAACUUAAAGAACCAGUUGUAGAACUGGAAGAUGCCCAGCCUAUGAGUGUUGAAGAGAGUAUGGAAGAAGAUAAGAGCCAGUCAGACUUAAGCUUUCAGCCCUGUGAAUCCUGUGGUAACUGUGAUAAAACAGAAAAUGACACAAUUUUCAAACCUGUCUUGGAGGAUCCUGCAGAAACAACCAUGUUAAUUCAGGAUGAUGAUAACAAUUCAGUCACAUCUAAAGACUGGCAGAAAGAAAAAAUAUCAAGCAACAAACUUAAACGAGCAAAUUCUAUGGAAGACUUGGAAAAAGACACAAACACUGCUUCAGAGACCACUGAAUUUUUAAAUAACCAAGGAACUGUCAAAGUACAGAUACACAGCAGAUUCUCAGAAUACAUCAAUGACGUUCACAUGAACGACGUAUCUGCAGCCCAAACACCAUCCUCAGUUGAAGGGAUGAACACGCGCUUAUCAAACAGCCCUCCAAAGUCAUUCCCAUCAUGCUCUUCGCUGGCACAAGUCCACAAAAAAGUUUCGACAGUAUCGUCACCAAAAAGGAAGAAGCGCAAGAAGUACAGGAGUGUUAUCUCUGAUAUAUUUGAUGGGACUAUAAUAAGUUCAGUCCAGUGCUUGACCUGUGAUCGGCUGUCUGUAACCCUGGAGACCUUUCAGGAUCUGUCCUUGCCUAUUCCAGGUAAGGAAGAUCUUGCUAAACUCCAUUCUGCAAGUCAUCAGACGUCUCUAGUCAAGGCAGGGUCAUGUGGAGAAGCAUAUGCCCCACAGGGAUGGAUAGCCUUUUUUAUGGAAUACUUCAAAAGAUGUUUCAGGUUUGUUGUCUCAUGUGUUCCUAGCUGGUUUUGGGGUCCAGUUGUAACCUUACAAGAUUGUCUUGCUGCCUUUUUCGCCAGAGAUGAGCUCAAGGGUGAUAACAUGUACAGCUGUGGAAGGUGUAAAAAGUUAAGAAAUGGAGUGAAAUUCUGCAAAGUCCAAAAAUUUCCUGAGAUCCUCUGCAUUCAUCUCAAAAGAUUUAGACAUGAGCUCAUGUUUUCCACAAAAAUUGGGACCCAUGUGUCUUUUCCCUUGGAAGGCCUUGACCUUCAGCCUUUCCUUGCAAAGGACAGUCCAGCUCAAAUUGUGACUUACGAUCUCCUGUCUGUCAUCUGCCACCAUGGAACUGCCAGCAGUGGACAUUAUAUAGCUUAUUGUCGCAACAAUUUAAAUAACUUGUGGUAUGAAUUUGAUGACCAGAGUGUCACAGAAGUAUCAGAAUCCACAGUACAAAAUGCAGAAGCUUAUGUUCUCUUCUACAGAAAGAGCAGUGAAGAAGCACAGAGAGAGAGACGGAGGAUAUCAGGGCUACUGAACAUGAUGGAACCAAGUCUCCUGCAGUUCUAUGUUUCCAGGCAGUGGUUAAAUAAAUUCAAGACUUUUGCAGAGCCGGGACCAAUUUCAAAUAAUGACUUCCUCUGUAUGCAUGGAGGUGUUCCUCCACACAAAGCUAACUUCAUAGAGGACCUCGUUGUAAUGCUACCUCAAAAUAUAUGGGACAAUCUGUAUAGCAGAUAUGGAGGAGGACCAGCUGUUAACCAUCUGUAUGUUUGUCACACCUGCCAAAUAGAGUCUGAAAGAAUUGAAAAAAGAAGGAAAAAUGAAUUGGAAAUGUUUAUACGGCUUAAUAGAGCAUUCCAAGAAGAAGAAUCUCCAUCAACAUUUUACUGCAUCAGCAUGCACUGGUUCAGAGAAUGGGAAGGCUUUGUAAAGGGGAAAGACAGUGAUCCUCCUGGCCCCAUUGAUAAUGCUAAGAUUGCAGUAACAAAAUGUGGCAAUGCUGUGCUAAAACAAGGUGCAGAUUCUGGACAAAUAUCAGAAGAAACAUGGAAUUUUCUUCAGUCAAUCUAUGGUGGAGGUCCAGAGAUUAUACUCAGACCACCUGUUCCUCCAGUAGAACCUGAUCUAUUGCAAACAGAAGAGAAGAUUGAAUUAGAAACUCAUGGUCUGUAGCUAUUGAGAAAAAGAUGAACUUGUAAGGAAUCCAGCUUCCUUACAAAAUGCCCAAAACACAUUCCUAAAAGUUUUAUUCUCUUAUGUCUGUUGGAGGCACAGCUCACUGGGCAUUACAUUAACUACAGAAUAGUAAGUUGAAAUAUGUAUUGCAAUUUGUUUAAAUAGCAACUGUUUCUCUGUUUUGGAAGGCAUGUGGUUUGUACAUUUUGGAAUGUUUGGUCCAUGGGAAAAAUGUAAUUUCUGAAUUUUUUGCUAAAACUCAAAAUCCUAUUAUAUCCUUAGACUUGAAAAACAGGGACAAAUUUUAGAGAUGUUCAGUAACCCUCCUGGUUCCUGAUUGGGCUUCUGAUAUCUACGAACUUUUGCCUGUCUUAAUUGUACAGUCUUGACAAGCGUAGGUAUGUGAGGAGUAUAUUUUAAAUGGACUGUAAUCAAAGAUAAAGGAUUUUCAUUUCCUAAAUGCUCAGGAAAAAAUUGUCUCUUACUUUGCACUGUAAGUAUAUGAAAUGGGUAUUAUAUAACAUCCAAAUACUUAUUGUAUUUGAGUGGCUCAGAUGUUAGGGUAGACUGAAUAAUGGUUUAGUCAGCAAAUGUCAUAACUUAUUACUACUAAAUUUUACAUCUUAUUAUAGUCUUCUGUAACUCUAUAUACCUGGCUAGUGUCUUUAAUAGUAUAUGUGGCAAAAAGAUUUAGUCUUCUCUAGGGUAACAUUUGAGAGCAUGAAGUGUGAAAUGUAAAAUUACUAUGGACAUGAGUGAUAUAAAUUUCAGAAAAUUAAAUUGUCUGGUCUCUUGAAUUGCAUUAGUAAGCAUUUAUAUUGGAAGGAUUUUAUUGUAUUGUUUAAAAAUUUCAUUGGCAUGAUGACCUUUAAUGUCAGAAGCUGGAUAAAAUGUAUAUAUUGCAAAACUUUAUUGAAUGAUUCAUAUUGGAAUGCAGAAUGACACUUGCUCAUGUUUUUGCCUGAUAUUGUUACCAAAUAAGCAGCAUUAUUCAAGACUGGAUCAAUAAAAAAAAAAAAACCAAACAAAAUUAACUGUGGAAUAGGUGGGGGGCGCUUUUGUAGAUGCUUUUCAUUUAUUUUAUAUAUACAAAAACUUUUGAAGUAAUGCUGUGGUACUGCUCUCACACCCAUACAAUUAUAUUUUUUGACCAUUUUAACUUUAGACAAUGAUGUUGACAGUUCUAGUUCCAAAGUAAGAAUGCUGACAUAACAUUCCUCUGAAUAAUUUUAUAUGUAGUUUAAAAAAAUUUUGGUUUGUAGGACUUCAUGCUAUUCUGGUUAAAAAGCCAUCUAUAACAGCCCUAGAGAAAAUGUCCUCUAACAGUAAGUAUUUGCAAAUGUGAUUUUAUGUUAGUAGAUAAAGCAACUUGAAGCUAAUACCACGUUACCACUGUAAUGCAUCAAGUGCUUACUGCUGAUUUGUAUUAAUGAUUAAGGUAAAGUUAACUUGCUUAUGGACAGUCAUUAGUAACUUGCUGAUGUUGGCCUGUGAGCUGCUGUCUGGUUUCAAGUCAAUUUAAAGUUUUUUGGUGGUUUUUUUUUUGUUUUGUUUUGGUUUGUUUUUUGUUUGUUUGUGGGGUUUUUUUGGGUUUUUUUAAUUUUUUUUUUUGUUUUUGCUUUUGCUAAAGUUUUUGUAGCUUUCUUUGAUUUAAGGUUCUUUAACAUACUAAAGAUAAAGAACAAUGAAUAGAAGAAUUUUCCCUGCACAACGUUCUAAAUUGGAAACUUAGGAACUAUUUCCUUGGUUAAAGCACAAUACAGUGAUCAAUUUACAAAUUUAUUCAGUGUUUUCAUUAAUAGUUUGGAUGGUAGAACAGACUGGCCCUGUAAAAUUUGUAAGGAAAAAACGGAUUGAGUGUGAGGGGCAUCAGCUUGUCAUCCCAUGUCAGGGAAUGAAGCAGUUCUGUGCUGAGUAUUCUGAGUAUUACAGCAGAUCAGAGUAAGACUUAAGACUCAGUGAUACCAAAACAAAACCUGUUCUGGGUAAUAGUAACAAAAGCAUCAGAUGUGAGGCACAGGAGGUAAUUAUUCUGCUCUACUUGGUGCUGUGCUUGUUGUGAGAACUCAUCUGUACUGUUCCCAAUUUUGAAUGCUAUGUGAUGAUAAAUACAAGUUGAGAUUAUUUAAGGGAAAAGCAACAAGACUCAGUGUUGAAAAAUAAGUAGCUUUCUCCCUUAAAAUAAUGCUGAAAAUGCAAGACUUCCAGUGUGUAAAUAAUUGAUGAAUAAUGCUGAACAAUUUUUUUCUGAGAUAAGCAAAGAUACUUGCUUCAGCUUUAGCAGUGGGGACGUGUGCUGAGUUUAGGAAGCUUACUUCAGAAAUCUAGAAGUCUUCUAGUCAGUGUCUAGGAAUCCAUAGUCAGAUAUAAUCUGUGAUGCAUACAGAUCAGUAAGGAGACACUUUACACCAGCAGAGUUUGUGAAAUGCCUUUGUCACUGUGGAAAAAGGCAUCUUCACACUGGGACUCUGUCAUACUUAGAAAAAACCAAACCCCUGGGUUUGCAGAGAUAAAUAGAUGUGUUUUAAGACCGUUCCAAAGGGAUGACUGUCUUGCUUUCAGCCCUUUGAGAGCUCUACAAGGGAUAUUAUGUCACAGAAAUUGAAGUAGUCUUUUAAAGGAAGGCAGUGUGGGAGAACUCCAGAUGGAUGGCUUGUGUAUGCUGGAGGGAAGGCAAUAAUUCAGAGAAUAGGUAAAGGAGAGGCCUUUACUGGGAAAAGCUGUCAUGAUUCGUAGCAAAGAAAGAAUGCAUCUCAGGAAGGGCCUGUGGAAAUUAUUUUUUUCCAUAAGUCUUUCACCAGACUAUUUGGAUUCUUUGUUCAUUUGUUUUCAGUUGAGGAAACACAGCAAUGUGUUUGUGUGCCAGAGAAACUGUCACUUCAAGAAGGGAAAAAUCCAGUGGACUCCUUGUUGUAGGCCUGGAAAUCUAGAUAUGAGCUGUUAAAAGCCCGCAGUUCAGUCUGGUAACUUGGAUCCUCCCUUCUGGGGAAAAACUGUAUGGUGGUUGUCAGGGACUUAGCAGCUCAAAGUUUGAUUUCUCUAAAUUUCUGAAGGUUUUUUGCAAGCAGUAUAACUAAUUGUUCAUCUAAACACCUAACUUCGAGGAGACUGCUUCAGAUACUGUGUAAUGUAGCUGAACAGUAGAAUUGGAGGGAAAGAGAAUAGUAGAAGAGCUACUGAAUUACUCAGUAGUAAAAUAAGGCAGUUUUCUAAUGUAUUUCAAAGGUGAGAGCUAAAUAGGCUGGUUGCUGAAUGAUUUAAACUGAGGAGUCCAGAAAGGUGUUUCUGCAGGUAUCAUCCAAGUUGGUUCUCUGUAUAGGGGUACAGAUAUAUACUUAUGUAUAUUAAUAUAUUUAUACAUGCAUAUUUAUAUAUACACACAUGUAUUCUAUAUAUGUAUAUAAAAAUGCACAUAAUCUACUUCUCCAGUAUCUUAAUUGAACUAUGGCUAGAGUCACUACAAUAAUUAUUUUGGUGUUUAUGCUGGAAUAGUGACCUUGAGUAGCUACAUUUGAUAAAGGUUGUUUGGUUGACACUCAGUUUACUGCUGUGGUGGGUGUCAGCCUUCCUACCAGUAAUGGCUUGUUUCAAGACAAGAUAAAAAAAGCAUAAAGUGUUAAGAGAUGUGUUUGGCUGUGGAUUAUAAUGUGGAUGAAGUGGUUUUCAUUUGUGAAGCAAAAGUUCAAUAAGCCCACAGUUCAAUAGUCCUGAAUUUUUCUUAUGAAAUCUAAUGUAAUUUGAUCUGCUAUGCUAAUGCAUUAUUUACGAAUUCUCCUUCUCAGAUUCAAAACUUACAUAGUGACUUGGUUUUUCCAUCACUAUAUAUCCUACUUCUCCUAAAAGCAGAAGGCAUUCAUUUGUAAUGAUACUGCUAACAUUUGACUGGGGUUUUUUUUAGUAUCCUAUUACUUAUAAGUUCAUUUGGAAAAGCAAGCCUGGGAUUAGUAAAUUUUACUGAAAAACAUAGAUAUCAUCUGUUUAAAAGGGACCAAGGGCUUUCUUCGUAUUUGCCAUACAACUAUUUUAUACUGAACUAAGAAAAUUCUAUUUCAUUUAUUCCUUUUGAAUUCCCUAUAUACAUCUGGCUUAGUGCAGUCUAAGCAGUUUUCUCACUGAAAACCUUUCAGUCUUCAUUUUGCCCAGGAAAUGAGUAAAACAACUAGGCUUUCUCAUUCUUCCUAGCAGAUGGCUUUUCUGGCUUCCCUCUAUACUUAAGCCAUCCAGAACUGACAGUUAAUAGCAGGAAGCAAAAUAAGACUUCUGGGUUUCUGAAGUGUCACAGAGAAAGACAAAUCACUUUUAGUGUUAAUUCAGAGAAAUUAAUCCAUUUACAAACAAACCUGGUUUAUAUUAGCCUUCAGAAUCUUAGGAGAUUAGACAAUAGACUUGUUCAGUAAAAUUUUAGAAGUGCUAUUCUCACUAACAAUGAAAAGCAUAAACUGUUUUCUUGAAUGUGUUCUAUUAUAUAUAUAUAUUACAUAUAUAUCUAUUUAAAACAUAUGACUUGUUUUAGGUUAAGCUUCAGGCUAGCUUUAAGCCAUUCAACAAGGUGACAAGUCUGCUUCUCCAUAGAAACCAGUGAACACUGCCACAGCAAGAUAAAAUAUGCUUAUGGAUCUAAUGUUACACGUUUGCUUACAAUAGCAGAGUCUUGGUUUUCACAGAAAGCUGGAAUUAUUUAUUCUGAGUCAAACCUUUUCUCUCUUCUGUGUGUCAGCUCAGACAUGCAGCUUGAAAAAGAAGGUCCAUUUGUGAGAAACACAUCACUGAAUUGUCCAGUAGGUUUUCUGCACCUGGACUGGUAGUGGUACAACAUGCAAAGUCACUUGAUGGCAAGUUUCCACUUAGGUUGCAAAUGGGUGUAUGUGUGGGCUUUAAAAAAUGCAGUAAGAACUUGAUCACUGAAAUAGGAUGUUUAUAAGAUGAAUAAGCAAGUAAAUUCAUUCUCUGUUAUGACUUGUUCAAGAUUGAGUUGAUUAGCUAAAACUUUCCGUUCUGAUUGUUGAAUGGACAUGUAAAAAUACAGCUGACGCUUGACUGGCUGAUUUAUGUACAAGUAUAAAAUGAAGCUUCAGUAAAAAAGUACAGCUGGCAUAAUAGGAGUACACUGGUUUGUUGUGCAGUUUUGAUAUGCCUUUAUGCAAUGCUAGUGAAUCUUAAAGCACUUUUCUUCCUAGUCAUUGGGAGCAUGGGAGGUACAAAAGUAAAGCAGUCAUCAUCCACAAAAUAUUUUCAUAACACAAAUCAAAUUGAGAAGAUUUCAUUUCCAGAUAUGUUCCUCCUUCCUCACUUGGAACUUACAAACAAUUUAUUAUACAUAAAAAAUUUUAGUAAGAUCUGUUUUUGGAAUAACUUAGCACAUGAGAAAAUAAAUCUAAAAGUACUUUGUUGAGAAGAAUGAAGAGGGCAGAAGAGAGGAGGUAUUUGAUUCAUAGGCGUAGGAAAAAAGCUUAGAAUAAAUUGUCAGCUGCCAAAAAUGAAGAAUAGCAAUUUUUGUUCCAUAUCUCACAGGACACUGCCAAGAGCUUUUCAUGUUGAUUGUUCAUGAAUAGUUUUGCUCAGAAAUGAAUAUUUUUCUAGGUGACUAAUUUUUUUCUGUCUGGUGUGUUUAAUGUUGAACAUGCUAAACAUGUUAAACAUUAUAAAACAAGAUGUCCUGGUUACCAUGGGGAUACACUGCUUUUUUUUUUCCCCCCACCUCCCCUGGGUGUCUGUUAAAAUGCCAAACCCAAAUGAACAUGCAGCACUUGCUCACACUGUGAAUGCAUGUUUGUUUCCACCACUGCACACAGUGUUUCUUUAGCACCAGAAGUAAGGUUACUCUGAGAUUUUCAGUCAUAACAAAAGAAAUGCACUCAUGCAUGCCAAAGUGCUAAUGAACUGGCAGCUAUUAAUUCACAUAGUAUUUUCAAUUAAGUGUUUCAUGUAGUACCAAGGUUUACAAUUUAACUGUGGAAGCAAGAAAUAAAACAUGUAUUAGCUAUGAA